Messenger RNA from Toxotes jaculatrix (banded archerfish), 1559 nucleotides. RefSeq lists its product as uncharacterized. The record is from RefSeq and is a predicted model, not a curated record. Lineage: Eukaryota; Metazoa; Chordata; Actinopteri; Toxotidae. The transcript has 5 exons. Bases 140 to 1450 code for a protein of 436 amino acids.
GCUCUGCUUCCCGUCGAAGGUCUAGUUCUUCUUCAGCAGAUCUCUAUCAGAGAACCACAGUUACACAUUAACCUGGCAGGGAGCGACAGGUGUGCAGCUCAGGUGAAGCCUUGCUGAGCUGCAGUCAGUCGGUGUGAGGAUGAAGAUGAGGCUGGAACUCCUCCUGGUCGUCACAGCGCUGAUCUGUGCUGCCGGCAAGCCGCUGAGCAAGGCAGCGGCCAGGAACAAGCUGCUGCUGAUCUCCUUCGACGGCUUCAGGUGGGACUACGACCAGGAUGUGGACACGCCCAACCUGGACCAGCUGGCUGUGGACGGGGUGAAGGCCAAAUACAUCACCCCCCCGAUGCUGACCAUGACCUCCCCGUCCCACUUCACCACCAUCACAGGCAGGUGGGUGGAGGAUCACGAGGUCGUCCACAACAUGAUGUUUGACACCAAGACCAACCUAAAAAUUCCUCACAAACUGGCUCUGACCCGAUCAGAGUGGUGGGACAACGGAGUCCUGCCGCUAUGGAUCACAGCUCAGAACCAGGGUCUGAAGACCGCCUCCUUUUACUACCCGGGAGGUGGCGCCAACUACAGCGGUCAGGCGGUGAACCGAGUGCUGGUGGAGGCACCAGGCCACCCAGAUGACAACGAGACCGAGUGGCAGCAGAACAUUGACACGGUGAUGAGCUGGUUCUCUGAGGAAGACUUCCACCUGGUGACGCUGUACUACGGCGAGCCUGACAACGUGGGCCACGCCAAGGGCCCGGAUCACCCGGACAGGAAGAAGAUCAUCCAGCAGAUCGACCGCACCAUCGGCUACCUGAGGGAGGCCAUUGAUCGGCAUCACCUGACCGACAGCCUGAAUGUCAUCAUCACCUCCGACCAUGGCAUGACCACCAUCAAGAAGCGGCCGCAGGUGGAUGAGAUCAUCCUCAAUAAAUACCUGAAUUUACUCAAACUCGCCAGCUUUGAGAUCCUUGACUACGGCGGGUUUGGCAUCCUAACGCCACGGCCAGGGAAGGAGCAGGAGGUUUUUGAUGCUCUGUCCAACGCACCCAAUCUGACGGUCUACAAGAAAGACCAGAUCCCAGAGAGCUUCCAUCUUGGCAAAAGUCAGCGGUUGCCUCCCAUCGUGGUUGUCGCAGAUCUGGGAUUCAACCUGAACUCCAGAUUCAUCGUGUACGUCAACAAAGGAGACCACGGCUUCCAUAACGGAGAGAUGGACAUGAAGACCAUCUUCAGGGCCUUCGGACCCGACUUCAAGAGCAACUUCCUGUCCGAGCCGUUCGACAGCAUCCACAUCUACCCUCUGAUGUGUAAACUGCUGCAGGUCCAACCAGCGCCGCACAACGGAUCGCUGACGGUGACCGAGAAGAUGCUGCUGCACAGCGGUGGAUCACAGAAAACUCCAGUGUCUGCUGCUCUGCUGCUGCUCAUGCUGCUCGUGCUCUCUGUGCUGUAACAGAUCCAGGAUCAGCUUCAGCCCAUCUCAAACGUGGUUUCUUAGGUUUUAAUCUUGUGGACCAUCGCUGUGUUCUGACUUCAGAACAGGAUAUGUAGCUGAAUUCUUG